GGAACUUCUAUUCAUUUACUGUACACAACGUACCCACAUUAUCAUAUACAUAAUUUACGUAACGCGUAAUUUGUGGUUACCAGCCCACAAAAUGCAUCUUUUUCAUUUACUUAUCAAUCCACAAUAUUGGACGUUACAUGAAAAAUGAAUAUAAUCAUAAUGUGUUACAGGAUAGAUGGAGCCCGAGGGAUCUAUGUUCUUUAGAAGAACUAUUGGCUUUGUUGGGUUCUCGAAAACUCUCGGCAGUUCAGACAGUAUCUAUGGAGACAAGAAGUAACAUUUGUGAGGAAUCUUCGGUGGGGACCACAUUGCAGUCAUCUCUUCAGCCAUGAUGCGUCUCCUGCGAGUGUUUCCCGGUGUUUUCUGCUUUAGGUUCUAGUUUCCAGCAGCACCGGUUCAACUUAUGUCUAUGGCGUUUCCUUGCCUUUUAUUCACCAUUCAAAUACAUUUGUUAUGUCUUCUCUGAAGAGUUUCUGCUGUGCCACAACUGGCAGUCUGCAACCUGAUCCGCAGCGAAAGGCUAUUCCGUCUGACUGUGAUCCUGGAGCACCACCGCUUCAGCCUGGGAGAGUUUCCAACAAAGCCGAGCGCACCCGCGGACCUGGAUGCCGAGGGGGCGGCGGGCAUGCGCAGAAGCGCGGAGCGGGUUGGAUGGCGAGGGAGGAGGGGGCGGGCCAGAAUCACAGGCCCCACCCCUCACUGCCGCUGCGCCGAGCAGCGCAGGCGCAGUGCGAUCGUACCUGAGCUACCUCCAUGAGCGCGGACGGUCGGCGGGUUGUGGGCCGCCGGCUCGGUGUUGGUCGCCCGGCGGCGAUCCUGAGGUGGUCCCAGCGUUGUUGAGCUACGUGGGCGGCGGGAGUUGUGCAUUCGGCGGAUGUGAAGUACUGAGAGAGACUGAUUUCCUCGGCUGACAUCAGGCCUCCCAUCGCCCGGCGGUUGGAGCGGGAUGUCGAGCCCGGCGCUGUUGCCGCUGUCGAGUCGCCGGCUGGCGGCUCUGAGCCCCGGCUCGUCCGUCUCCUUUUACCCGCAUCACAGAGCCACCCUGCGGCUAUCGGAGAAAUUCAUCCUCCUGCUCAUCCUCAGCGCCUUCAUCACCCUGUGCUUCGGGGCCAUCUUCUUCCUUCCCGACUCCUCCAAGCACAGGCGCUUCGAUCUGGGGCUGCAGGACGUGCUCAUCCCGCACAUCGAGCAGGGCAGGUCGGCGGGACGGGACGGCAGCGCCGGACCACAAGGCGGCGGCGGAGUUAUGGUGCAUGGAGGCGGGGAGGAGCAUCGGCACCGACACAGGGAGGAAGAGGAACAACUACGGAAAAUGAUCAGGGCAGAUCACGAGAGGGCUCUAGAAGAGGCAAAGGAAAAACUGAAAAAAUCCAAAGAUCAAAUUCGUGCUGAAAUUCAGACAGAGAAAAAUCGUGUGGCGCAGGAUGCGAAGAAAAGAGAAGGCAAACAAUUACCACAAGUACCUAUUCCAAAACUUGUGGGAAUCAAUAAUGGAGACCCUGGUGAUCCAGAUACCAGAGAAAAACAAGAGAAGAUUAAAGAGAUGAUGAAGCAUGCUUGGGGAAACUAUAGACAGUAUGCUUGGGGGCACAAUGAAUUGAAACCUCUUUCAAGGAAAGGCCAUUCGACCAAUAUAUUUGGAAAUUCUCAGUUGGGUGCUACCAUAGUGGAUGCGUUAGAUACACUCUACAUCAUGGGACUUUUUGAUGAGUUUCGAGACGGGAAAGAAUGGAUUGAGAAGAACCUAGAUUUCAGUGUGAAUGCAGAAGUCUCUGUCUUUGAAGUGAAUAUCAGGUUUAUUGGAGGCCUUCUGGCUGCCUAUUAUCUCUCAGGAGAGGAGGUCUUUAAACAGAAAGCUGCACAACUUGCUGAGAAGCUGCUGCCUUCCUUUAACACCCCCACAGGUAUCCCUUGGGCAAUGGUGAAUCUGAAGAGUGGUGUUGGACGGAACUGCUGGGCAUCUGCUGGGAGUAGCAUUUUGUCUGAAUUUGGGACCCUGCAUUUGGAGUUUGUGCAUCUGAGCUACCUGACAGGGGACCCCAUCUACUACAAAAAAGUGUUGCAUAUUCGGAAGUUAUUGCAGAAUAUGGAUAGACCCAAUGGCUUGUACCCUAACUACCUUAAUCCAAGGACAGGUCGUUGGGGCCAACAUCAUACCUCUGUGGGUGGGCUAGGAGACAGUUUCUAUGAAUACUUGCUGAAAGCUUGGCUGGUAUCUGAUAAGACUGAUACAGAAGCAAGGAAAAUGUAUGAUGAUGCAAUGCAGGCUAUUGAAAAGCAUCUUAUCAGGAAAUCAAACAGUGGUUUGACUUUUAUUGGAGAAUGGAAGAAUGGUCACCUUGAGAGGAAAAUGGGUCACCUGACAUGCUUUGCUGGAGGAAUGUUUGCUCUAGGUGCAGAUGGAUCCCAUGAUAAAGCAGGACAUUAUCUACAGCUUGGUGCAGAAAUUGCUCACACCUGUCAUCAGUCAUAUGACAAAACAGUGCUAAAGUUGGGCCCUGAGGCAUUCAAAUUUGAUGGUGGGACAGAAGCAGUGGCACUGAGGCAAAAUGAGAAAUACUACAUCCUUCGGCCAGAAGUGAUAGAAACCUACUGGUACAUGUGGCGAUUCACCCAUGACCCCAAAUAUAGGCAGUGGGGCUGGGAGGCAGCUCAGGCUAUCGAUAAGUACUGCAGGGUAAUCGGGGGAUUUUCAGGCGUCAAAGAUGUUUAUUCUUCAUCGCCAGCCUACGAUGAUGUGCAACAAAGUUUCUUCUUGGCUGAAACACUAAAGUACCUGUACCUCCUGUUUUCUAGUGAUGACCUCCUACCCUUGGACUAUUGGGUUUUUAAUACAGAAGCUCACCCUCUUCCUAUUUUGCGUUCUAUGAACUCUACCCUAUCUGGAAAUAUGGUAUUUCAAUGAGGAUUGCAAGAGAACUGGAGGUGAACUCCACUGUUAUGUCGUAGUGCUAGCAGGACAAGUGCAACUAAUCUUCAGAGAAAAGAAAGGAUCCUAAUCAACAAGACUCGAGCGAUUUGAGAUUAAAUCAUGCAAGAAAGAUGUGGACUACUGGGGUAAUACAUCUUUCACAGCAGAGUAACAAUGAAUGUACAUGUUUACUAUGGUGUAGUUGGCAAUCAGUACAGUAUGAAUGCUGUACAAUUAAUUUUAUGACUGGUGUUCAAAGAAAGCUUAACAGCACUAGAUGUAUGUAAGUAGUACAGGAUUUUUUUCUUCUGCACUACCUGAAGCUAUUGAGUCCCUGGCAAGAGUGGAAUAGCCUCCGUUUUUAAAGAAAUGGUAUCCCUUUUGUGGAGUCGUCUACACGUGGUUCUUCCUAGCAAAAAAAAAUGAAGAUCUUUCAAUUUUUGUAGGGAAAAUCCUUGCAAAAGGCUGCCUCCUUAUUGAACAGAGGGUUUGUUCCAGUUCUGAUGUAGCAUAUGAUUGCUGAUAUCUUGGGAUUGUUGGAAUCUUACCAGUAUAAGUGUGCUUGUAAUAUUUCUGCACCUUGCAAAUUUUCUUUACUCAUAAUGAAGUCUUUGUGUUGAUUUUUUUUUCCAAAAAAUAUAGGUAUCACUGUUUCAAAUGAGAAGGCCCAGUUGACCAUAAGUCUUGGUUUACUUUGAAAGAACUUAAAUCUUGUGGUGUAUUUUCCAGUAUUGUAAAAAGGUGUUUUUUUUUCCAGGAUGUUUCUGUUCUCAUUUGGAUAGAAAAACUGUAUCACUUAUUCUACAGUAUUAGUUUCCAACCAAGGCAGAAAGUUAGCACUUCAUUUGAGACUGAACCAUAUGAUUGUGGUAAAAUGACUAAAAGGUGGCUAAUUUUAAUUCUUGCUUUCUUCUUAGUUCAUAAUUGGCUUUUGUCCAAGAUUAAUCAAACUGCUGUUCAGCAGCAGUGAAUAAAGGUCCAAAUAAGAGUGAAUCAAAACUUCCUGGAUUUGGUACACAUCUUUUACAGUAUUAAAGAGGAAUUGAACAUCUGUUUAAAGCAUCACUUAAUCAAGGUCUGUAAAGCAUUUCAGAAGUUAUCCUGAAUGAAUCCUGCAGAAACUUGUUUCUUUCACUUCCCCAAACUUAAGAAUAUAUUUAUUUUAUACAAUCUGCUCCUCUUAACUCAGUUGCUUAAAUUAUCUGGAAUUUCAAUUUUCUCAGCUCAAAAUUCUCAGCAUGAUGGUAUUAUUUAUGCUUAAUUCAAAGUAAUGGGUAAUUCAGUUAUUUAGUGCAAAUGUGACUUUGAAUUAUUAGGAGUAGAAUGUAUGCAUACUGAAACAAAGGUGUACCUAAUGAUUAAAAAAUGCUGGUGUCUCUGAGGCUUUAUUGUUUACUCUAUUACCUAGUGUUUACUAUAAGUUCAGAUAGGAUAUACCCUCUUCUUCCCUCAAAAACUCUAUAAUUGAUGGAAGGGAUUCAGUGGAAGGGAAGAGGAAAGCUUCUUACUGCAACAUGAAGCUGAAUUCUAAUAUUGUAAUAAGUGAAUAAAACUUCUUGCCACUUCA
Messenger RNA from Pristis pectinata (smalltooth sawfish), 4478 nucleotides. It is a transcript of the gene man1a2, whose product is annotated as mannosidase, alpha, class 1A, member 2. The record is from RefSeq and is a predicted model, not a curated record. Gene Ontology annotation, cellular component: Golgi membrane; endoplasmic reticulum; extracellular exosome. Gene Ontology annotation, biological process: carbohydrate metabolic process; N-glycan processing. Gene Ontology annotation, molecular function: calcium ion binding; mannosyl-oligosaccharide 1,2-alpha-mannosidase activity. Lineage: Eukaryota; Metazoa; Chordata; Chondrichthyes; Rhinopristiformes; Pristidae.